AUGGACCGGGGUAUCAGGGAAUGGACCAAGCUCGUUCAGCUCGACCAACCCUACCAACAGGAACCCCCGAGAGCCCAGGCAAGGGAUCUUGGAAAAAGCAAGACGAAGAAGCAGAACAAGAAGCCGAAAAAAAGAAAAGGCAAGCAAAAAGAGAACAUAUCCAGCCUCGAGUGCUGGGUCCACCAUGACAAAGGAGGUACAAAAAACAUCCUUGACUCGUCUUGCUUUUACUGUCUGUAUUUGCUUUUUCCCUUAGCAAAGGGGGCCAGAAAAUAUUUAUAUCUGGUAGCGAUUUACAUUGACCCGGACCGCCUUCUUCCCAAGACUGCUCUGUAUACGGUCAAUGCAGCAAGCUGGCUCGGAUCUAGUUGA
This is a messenger RNA of Trichophyton verrucosum HKI 0517, 372 nucleotides long. RefSeq lists its product as uncharacterized. The record is from RefSeq and is a predicted model, not a curated record. Bases 1 to 372 code for a protein of 123 amino acids. The transcript has a single exon. Lineage: Eukaryota; Fungi; Ascomycota; Eurotiomycetes; Onygenales; Arthrodermataceae.